Molecule: messenger RNA, 673 nt
Organism: Triticum dicoccoides
Lineage: Eukaryota; Viridiplantae; Streptophyta; Magnoliopsida; Poales; Poaceae
Exons: 8
Coding region: 66-509 (147 amino acids)
Molecular function (GO): oxidoreductase activity; antioxidant activity
Source: RefSeq, a predicted model, not a curated record
CGGAGCCCCUGACAGGGAAAAUCUGGACACUGGAUGACUUCGAGGGCAGCCCUGCUUUGCUGGUUAUGUUCAUAUGCAAUCACUGUCCGUUUGUAAAACAUCUUAAAAAAGAUAUUGCAACGCUCACUUCAUUCUACAAGGAGAAAGGACUUGCUUCUAUCGCCAUAUCCUCAAAUUCAAUUGUGACAUAUCCCAAGGAUGGUCCUGAAUACAUGGCUGAGGAGGCAGAAUUGUUGAAGUACUCUUUUCCUUAUUUGUAUGAUGAGUCUCAAGAAGUUGCCAAAGCAUUUCGAGCAGUCUGCACACCAGAGUUCUACUUGUUCAAAAAGGAUGAGCAAAGGCAAUUUGAACUCUUUUAUCACGGCCAGUUUGAUGAUUCAAGACCCAGAAACAAUGUGCCAGUCACUGGAAGGGAUUUAAGCCAUGCAAUUGACUGUGUACUUAAUGGCGAAGAAUUGCCUUUCUACCAAAAACGAAGUGUCGGGUGCAGCAUCAAGUGGCAUGAGUGAAAUCAAAGAAGUAAUAUCAUCAGCAACUGGACAAGAAGCUAGGCAACUGAGCAAGCAGUACUGUCGUGCUAACUUCGUCGGCUGAACAUCGGCAAUAUAAUUUGGAUCGGAGGGAGUAGUACUUUUUUGGUACAAUGUAUGAAAGAAAUGUCUUCAUAGUUUUA